AUGGAGGGGAUCGAAAUGUUUUCAAAGAAGAAGUCGGAGAAAGAUGCAAAGAAUGAGUUCAAGGUCAAACUGACUCCAUUGAAGGAAAUUUCAGGAUUGAAAGCACUAGCGAGCGCUGAAAGGCUGUCCAUGUACAAAGUCUCAAAGUUGUUUCAGAUCUUUCUAACCUCACCAGAGAUUGAAGAAAACAAGUUUUAUUUUAAAUCGGACACCAGAAUCUCGCAAGCGCAGAAUGAGGCAGAAGGUAAGAACAACUUCAAACUGCUUUCCGAAAAAAUAAAACCUCUACUGGAACUUCUCGGCGAGGAAGUCUGCAACGUGCGCCAGCUGCAAAUUUUGGUGGAAACAGUGAUGAGCCACAAGAACUUCAACGAUGCUCAUUACGCUGCCAUGCUCGGAUCGCCUGCUCUACUCGACAAACCAGAAAUUAAAAGCCUGGUCAACGAAGCGGACGCGGACUCUGGCUGCACGCCUCUGCACGCUGCCAUCAAAGUCGCCAAACUGGACAACGUGAAGGAGCUCCUAAAAAUUGGCGCCAAAUAUGACGCAGUUGACAACAAUGGCCGAACGAUAUUUCACUAUGCCGCUUCCUGCAAAGAUAAGAAAAUUUUUGAGGUUCUCAACUCCUCUCACGCCAGCGGACUGGCGGACAAGUUGAACAGCUCGGGAGAAACCGCCCUACAUGAAGCAUGCCUCGCCAACCUGCCAGACAACGUGGGGGCACUCCUCAAGUUGAACUUCAACCCUUUCCUGACAGGGCAAGACUCUGAUCGCUACCCCAUCCACUGUGCCCUCGAGUCCAACAGUCUCAGGUCAAUAGAACUGUUGUGUACAUCAUCAGCUGAUCAAUCGAGACUGAAGGAUAAGAAGAACAAUUCUCCUCUCCACCUUGCCCCAAGUACUCAGGCCAUCGAUAUCUUAUGUGAUUUUGAGGCAAAUUUAGAGGAUAAAGACUUCAAAGAGGAAGACACACCCCUCCUCAAAAAGAUACGAGAAAAUGCGUUUGAGUUAGCCGCCAGACUGUUGAUCAGAGGGGCCAAUGUCAAGGCCAGCGAUAAAAAUGGAAACAGUGCAUUAACCCUGGCCGUUACCGGAGACAGGCCCGAGUUCGUGAUGCUGUUGAUCGUGUUUGGGGCAGACGUUAAUGAGCUGGUUGGAAACGACUCCAUCCGUCACAAAGUCGCCAACACAAGUCUCAAAAAUAAAGACGCCAUCAUGUACUACUUGCACCAGGCCGGUGCGGGAAGGUGCGCGAGAAUGAAGAAAGAUUGUAGUAGCAUGUGCAGCCACAAAGGCAGCAACAACGGCAAGCCACCACAAUCUCAUCUGCCGCUGCUCAAAAAUGCCAGCGUUGAGGAAACUUUGAAAGCUCACCUAUCAAACGCUGAACUGAUGGUCCUUGAUUCAGCGAGGGAGAGGAAGAUGUCUGUGAUGGUGGAUGGUCAGCCCACAUCACCAACAUCACCCACAUCACCCGCAUUGCCAUCCUCGAGAAAGUCAUCGGAGUCUGUCAGCAACGACAAGGACACUGCCUCGGUUGGAAGCAAUGGAGAAGUGCAGACGCCACCUCCACUACUCAACGACCUACCCCACGGAGACAUCUCAUUGGCUGGUCACAGGGUGUUGAUAAUUGACGGAGGUGGAUUGGAAGGUCUGUUUGUUAUAAGAGCCCUGCAAGCUCUGGAGAACCUAACACAACAGUCACUCAAAAACUGCUUCGAUUGGAUCGCUGGGACGGGAGCAGGAGCGUACAUUGCUCUCUCACUGAUGCAAGACAAAAGUUUGAACGAGAUACUGGUUCAGUACUGGGAGCUGUUGAACAAGGUUCUGGUGGGUCGAAGGCCCUUUAAUGCCAGUCAUUUUGAAAAGUUGCUGAUGAAACAAUUUGGGGAGAAAACGAAACUCUUUGAAGUACAGGGUCCAAAAACGGUAAUAUUCAGCAGUAUGCUGGACAAAGGAAUAUUGAACCUUCACAAGUUUAAAAAUUAUGAACUGCCAGCCACGGAAAACUCUAAAAAUAAGAAAGCCUGCCCUUCCGUUAAUAAGCCAAAUGAACAAUUAGUAUGGCAAGCUGCCCGAUCCAGUGGUCUUGGGUUUGGAUUUUUUGACGCCUUUGGAUCAUUUGUGGAUGGAUGCGUGCUGGCCUACAAUCCAACGCUGGAUGUUCUCGAGGAGAUCACUGAAUUCAAUUUUGCCUCCGUUAAAGGAGAUAAAUUUAAACCGAUUCAUGUCGUCGCGUCAGUUGGCGUGAAACAACAGUCACAACAAAUUAAACAUCAACAACACGAACUAGAAGAUCAAGAGAUUAUCAACAAUGUUGACAGCGAUGCUUCAACCAAGAAGCUACUGACAGGAGAAGUUCUUGAUUUCUUGUUCAAUCAGCGUUUAUGGUCGUUCUUAACACAUUAUUCUCAAAAACAGCAAUUGAGUAUGAGAACGGUGGAGAAGUCGAGAGCCUGGUGCAACGACAUCAAGGUUCCCUUCUUUCGAAUCCAGCCUCCUUAUCCCGAACCAUUCACACACACCUCCACCAUGUCUCAGCCAUCCUGUUCCGAUGUUUCUAACGGCGCCAACUGCUGUUCCAAAGUGGACAUCAGGACAAUAGUGGCUGCACUUUGGGAGACUGACAUGUUCUUGAAGGGGAAGUCCAACAAUUUGGAACAAUUAACUGGAUUGAUUAUGUGA
Messenger RNA from Helobdella robusta, 2685 nucleotides. RefSeq lists its product as hypothetical. The record is from RefSeq and is a predicted model, not a curated record. Gene Ontology annotation, cellular component: mitochondrion. Lineage: Eukaryota; Metazoa; Annelida; Clitellata; Rhynchobdellida; Glossiphoniidae. Gene Ontology annotation, molecular function: protein binding. The transcript has 18 exons. Gene Ontology annotation, biological process: lipid metabolic process; positive regulation of ceramide biosynthetic process. Bases 1 to 2685 code for a protein of 894 amino acids.